Messenger RNA from Cylas formicarius (sweet potato weevil), 2763 nucleotides. RefSeq lists its product as uncharacterized. The transcript is spliced from 8 exons. Lineage: Eukaryota; Metazoa; Arthropoda; Insecta; Coleoptera; Brentidae. The record is from RefSeq and is a predicted model, not a curated record. The coding region runs from base 208 to 1854 and encodes 548 amino acids.
UAUUCUGUGGUAAACAAUUUUGACAAUGAAAUGAAUUACAUUACAUGAAUUUUCUCAUAAGAAUGCAGUGAAAAAUAACGUUAUGUUUAGUUUACUUUUUGAGUUUGUUCAAUUUUUAUGUCUGCCUCCACAAAUUAUGUUGGCCCACUAUUUGACGUACAAUAAUUUGUGAUUUUGUCGGGAUUGUUUUAAGUCUUUUUAGCAAUAAUGGAAAAAGAUACCCCACAGCCAAGUGCUGGCGGUCAAUUGUUCGACACAGAAUCGUCAGAGCAAAAAGAAGCUAGAACUGAGGAACCCCAACCACCUUUAAGCCCAAACGCCUUAAAACUUGCGGCUGCGGACUGCCUAAAUAGCUGGAUCUAUUAUCUGCAAAUGCUCAACACAAUGUGCGCAGCUGGUCUGCGUUUAUCUCAAUCUUUAACGAACUUGUCGCAGCUGCAAAACUUAGUAGUAGCUCAACAGUGCCAAGCAAGUUGGGAAGAGUUGGUCAGGGGUACCGCCUACGCCAGCAACUCGGUUAAAACUCACAUCGCUGCCGCCAUGCAGGACAUGAGCAUCGGCGACACAUUCACCGAGGCGGACGCUCAAAGGCAGCUCGAACACAACCAACAAAUAAUAACCGAAAAUCUGCUCACAUUUAUCAAUUUGCAAUAUCAAUUUUCAAUUGCUGGUUGCGAAAGUUUCGGAUCAAUGGCGUUGUGUCCUUCUUGUCAAACUACCCCCGGAGGAGUGCAUAACUUUGAUUGCAACAUGGCCGCCGUCCAACAAUGUUUCAGUAAGCAAGAGAUUAGAUCCCAGAUGUCAAGCCCUCGGUUAGAAGAAACUCCUAGACAGCACAGCCCCAUCGGCGACAUCAGGGUUUCUUCCCCUUACCAAGAACCUGUCACAGGUCCCAGUCCCGUGCAUAGUUUUGGAGAGGCAACCAGAGGGCAGCCGGGUCAUUUGGAGACCCUUCGUGGACCGUUUCCCACGCCGGGCCCUUUACAUACCAUGAAACUGCCCUUUCCCGGCCGCACUCUUCGUUCUCCUCUCCAUUUCCCCUUGUUUCCGCUGAAUUGUCAAAGGAGAUGGUCAGAGGCCGCGGCGGAAGUCGGCGGAGUGUCGGCAGAGGGCGGUUCAGAGUCGACCAUGCGUCGCUGGUCGAUGCCAUGGGACACCGCCUGGAUAGGAGGCGGAGACGGGGGACUCUCUGGAAAUAAGCACGGUUUAAAUGUGCCCGGCACCAGCAAGCUGGUGGUGCCUGGCAACAGUUCGCAGGAGAGGAGCAGGAGUACUACGCCCGAAUCGGUUCCAUCUGCACCUGCCUUACCGCAACCGUCUUCCAGUGGCGUGCUUCCUAGCGGCGAGGGAUUGGCCGAGGCCAUACAAUUGCUCUCUUGCAGACCUGCGCGGUCAUCAAUUCCCACCACUUCGAUUCCAGGUCAUUCUUACAUACCGUUGUGGGCGGAGUCUCACGAGGAAAGGAUGCACAGAAGGAUGUUUCCUUCUCAAAGGGGUAAUUGGCAAUCCGUAGACGUCCCUCAUUCGGCGGUGACGUCGGUGACAGAACACUAUGACAUAUUUCCGGCCGGCAUUCCUCUGACGUCGAGGAAAAGCAGUUCUUCCACCGACUCCUCUUCGUGUCUCUCGAUCCACAGCAGGUCGACGGCCAGUUCGUCGGAAAGGGGAUCGACAAGUGAAGGCAGUGGUCCGGAUGCCAUUAGACUUCACACCAAUCUUUACUCCAUGUGGAGCGGUAGCGAGCACUUACCUUUCAUACAAUUACCUGAGAGCCAGGAGCCGCAGGAAGAUAGCGACAACGACGACCCGCCGACAGAGAAAAGUGGAAACUCCGGCUUUCCUAGACCGACAUAAAUGAUGACUGAGCUGGCGUAUUAUUGACUGGGUAGUUUUGAUGUUAGGUCUUAGAGGUUUAAAAAAUCGACUGAUUUACCAUGUACUGGUAUUUUUGUUUCCUGUUUAUUUAUUUCUUAGGUUAUGCGUAUGAGCAAUAACUGACAAACGCUCGUUUACACUUUAGUUAGUCUUGGUUGACACUAUCUCGGGUCAACAGUAUACCGGUGCUCACAAUCGCAAAUAUCGUAGAAAUUAAGCGAAAUUAACCCACUUCCGGCAGAGAGGUGUAAGUCGGAUUUUUUUAGUCACUUGACAUCCAGUCCACCUUCAAGAUUACACCUUGCACACGGGACAGUUCUACAUGACUGAAUUAAAGGAACUUAUUUUCAUGUACUGACCAACUGACCAAUCAGCGUUCUCUUUUUGAACUGUCAGUAGCUGAGCAGUCUUUUGUUUUUUUUUUUGAAACUUUGUGAUACUUCAAACAAAAAGUCUUUUCAUUAAAAGAAGAGUCGUACUUUCUUCAUUCUUAUUCAUUUUGAAAUAAUAAUAUACUAAUGUGUAGCAACCUUGAGGUCACCAAAACCGACUGGCACCAUCUAAAUCCAGACCUUGAAUUAUAACUAUCACCUUGGUGUAUCCGACUUAUACCACAGCCCAAGAAUAGGUGAAAGGACACCAAAAGCUGAAGUGGGCUAAUAUGUUUUUACCGUAAGCAGAGAUAGAAGAGGACUUAAAUGAAACCAGCACUACUCCCAUGUGCUGCUGUUGACAUAACUCGGUUUGUUUUUAGUGUUUCGAAUAAGACGCCAAAAGCUUUUUUUAAUGUCAUCUAAGUGUAUCUUCUCAUUUUUAUUGUGAUAUGUGGACCAAAUUAGAUAGGUCUUGUAUUCGUAAUUAAUGUAUGUUCGAGAAAUGCUCUCUUUU